This is a messenger RNA of Jatropha curcas, 826 nucleotides long. RefSeq names its product heavy metal-associated isoprenylated plant protein 39. The record is from RefSeq and is a predicted model, not a curated record. NCBI's taxonomy places the organism in Eukaryota, Viridiplantae, Streptophyta, Magnoliopsida, Malpighiales, Euphorbiaceae. Gene Ontology annotation, molecular function: metal ion binding.
CACUCCUAUUUCCCUUUCUUCCUAUAAAUUACUCCAAACACCUUCCUUCAGUUCACCACGAUCUUAUUCUUUCUUCUCUUCCUACGUUUCUUGCCGGUUCUUUCUUCUACUGCUUUUUAGGCUUCGUUCUGCAGUUCUCAGCCAAAGAAGUUCUUGUUCGGAUCUCUUAACCUGUAGAAAAUGAAGAAAGUAAUUUUGAAAUUGGAGUUGAACGAUGACAAAGAUAAGAAAAAAGCCAUGAAGAAAGUCUCUGCCCUCUCAGGUGUGGAUUCAAUCUCGCUGGACAUGAAGGACAAGAAAUUGACAGUAACAGGGGAUGUUGAUCCAGUAAAUAUAGUAAGCAAACUGAGAAAGCUCUGUCACACAGAGAUAGUUUCUGUAGGACCAGCAAAAGAGCCAGAAAAGAAGAAGGAAGAGCCCAAGAAAGAGGAGCCAAAGAAGCAAGAAGAGAAGAAGAAAGACGAUAAAAAAGAUGAUGUAGCCAAGCUUGUUGAAGCCUACAAGGCCUAUAAUCCUCAUAUGACCACAUACUAUUAUGUUAGAAGUGCAGAGGAAGAUCCCAAUGCCUGUGUCAUUUGCUAGAUAGAUGUAUUACAGCAAGUUAAAGAAGAAAUAAUUGGAGGGAAAAGCGAUUGUUACUUUACUGGUUGGUCAUAUUAAAUUUAGAAUAUGAAUGAUAAUACUUUCUGUACAGUAGGCAAUGCUGGGAUGUUCAUAUUCAUGUUUGUUUGUUUGUUUGUCUUUCUUUUUUAUAUUUUUUAUUUCCUCAUGUAUCAAAUUUUGGUAGUGAUUUUUCAUUUAUGGGUGAUCUCUAUUUUCCUUUUCA